AUGACGAGCACCGCCCGCCGUGCGCUACUGCGCCUGGGCUGCUGGAAUCAGCAUCGGCAGGGGAGCUAUGCGCAGCGCGACUGCCCAUGGAUUGCUGGGCUGAAGGCAAAGGCCAACCGACAGGAGCGUGAUGAACUUCUGAAGACCUUGCGCCUGCAAUAUGCUGAACUUCGGCCUUGGGCUGAUGCCUUCGACCUGGUGGCCUUGCAAGAGGUGGACCAGGCAUUGCGGACGUGCUUGGGCGCUGAAGGACUGGGCCCCGAUCGAUGGGUGGAGAGCGCGCCACAUGUGGACGCCCGUGGCAUCCCGGUGGAUUCGACCACUGCCGUGCUCUUGGGCCCGGCGAGCCGCUGGCGGAUUCGAGGAAAGGCCCAUUGCGAGUUAACGAUGCCCACUGGUAGCGGGCGUGUGGCGCGGCGCGACCACUGCGGGAUCUUGCUGGAGGGCACCUUUCCAUUGGUGCUGUGUUCGGUGCACUUGCAUCCGCCGAGUGGCACGGCAGCGUACUUGCAGUACCUGGAGCCAUUGAAGGAAAUGAUGCUCUCCUUGGUGCCCGAGCAGCCCGGGCACUCGCCCGCGCUGGCACUACUGGGCGACUGGAACUGCUCGCAGGGACAGCUGAAGGAGCUCAUGGCGGAGGAUGCCUUCUGGAGCAGCUUCCAGUCGGUGGCGCCGAUGGAAGCCACCGCCUUCGAAAGCAAUCCCUGUGCGACGGGCGACUUCAUGCUGUUUCGACCCGCAGCUCCUUCAGGACACGGCCUCCAGUGGCACUGCCAAGCCGAAGCGGAAGCCGACUUCGGCGCGUUUCGUGCCUACAGCCGCGCGGUGUUGGCGGACACGGUGCAGCGCCUGCCCUGGCUGCGGGCCUUGGCCGCCUCGACGGAGGCCUUGCAGCAGGUGAGGCUCUUGGAGCGUCAACUCGAGGACUUGAAGCCCAAGCGCACCGUCACACCUGAGGAUGGCGUGCCUUCGCGCCAGGAGGUGGACCCCGCGACCACGCCGUCGUUGUCCCGCGACCGUUGGCGCCACCCCUGGCGGCCGCCAGCGCCGGUGCGGCAGGAGGUCGUGUCCGAUCUGCUCCGAUCGGUGCUGCAGCUCCACGGCCAGCUGGACCGGCAGCAUCAGCGGCUGAAGCAGGUUCAAGGAGGCCUUGGAAUGGUUCUGCCCAAGUCUUUGGACACCUCCGACCACAGGCCUUUGGUCUUCGAGGGCUUUCUGGAAUAG
This is a messenger RNA of Durusdinium trenchii, 1224 nucleotides long. The record is from the annotation of a GenBank genome assembly. Lineage: Eukaryota; Dinophyceae; Suessiales; Symbiodiniaceae.